Bufo gargarizans (Asiatic toad) is the source of this 4643-nucleotide messenger RNA. RefSeq names its product glutamate ionotropic receptor NMDA type subunit 2C (gene GRIN2C). Gene Ontology annotation, molecular function: transmitter-gated monoatomic ion channel activity involved in regulation of postsynaptic membrane potential; NMDA glutamate receptor activity. Gene Ontology annotation, cellular component: plasma membrane; postsynaptic membrane; NMDA selective glutamate receptor complex. Bases 1 to 4584 code for a protein of 1527 amino acids. The transcript has 15 exons. Gene Ontology annotation, biological process: excitatory postsynaptic potential; synaptic transmission, glutamatergic; long-term synaptic potentiation. The record is from RefSeq and is a predicted model, not a curated record. Lineage: Eukaryota; Metazoa; Chordata; Amphibia; Anura; Bufonidae.
AUGCCAGACAACUGUCGGGAUUCUUCCCUACCAGAGGCGGUCCAGGACGCAAUAGAGGUUACAGAGGAUCCACGAGCACAAGACGACCUUACGGUCCUUUCCACAGUCCGAGGUUUCCAGAUAGAGCUGGUGGAGUCCCCGCAUCAUAAUCCUCAGAGACUUACUUCUUCAAGGGGAUUGGAUGGUGAAACUCGAUCUCAAGGACGCAUACCUAACUGUCCCGAUCAUAGACUCCUCCAGAGAUCUCCUUCGCUUUCUAUUGAAAGGGGAGGUCUGGCGUUUUACCUGUCUUCCGUUCGGUCUCUCAUCCGCCCCUUGGUGUUUCACCAAGCUAAUGCGUCCAGCUAUGGCGUGGCUGCGCAGUCGAGGUGUAAGCCUAAUGAUUUACCUGGACGAUAUUCCCAUCUUAGCGCAGGAUCAUUCCGUUCUUCUCAAACAUCUCAAUUGGACUAUGAACCUCCUCUCUCGUUAAGCUUCCUUCUCAAUCCAGAGAAAUCGGUUCUAACCCCAUCUCAGACCAUGGAAUUCCUAGGCUUUACAGUGAAUUCACUUAUGGAAACUUUAAGCCUCCCUCCGGCAAAGGUCAGAGCUAUCCGCAGGGAAUUGAGCAGGGCGUUGACUAUGUGGCAAAUCUCUCUUCGUCGCUUGGCCCGAAUUAUCAGCCUCCUUUCCUCUUCUAUCCAAGCGGUCUUCCCGGCCCCACUCCAUUACCGGGCCCUUCGACGUCUGAAGACUGCUCAUCUCCAUGCCGGAGCUUCGGACAUUAUGGUGUUAACUGAAUACCUUCCAGGCCUGCACAACACCCAGGUGGAUUGGAGUUCUCGUGAUCUCUUCGACGGCAGCGAUUGGAUGGACGAGGAGGUGUUCUUUGCUAUCUUGUCUCUUUGGGGUCCUUUCUCUAUAGACCUCUUCGCCUCCCGUCUGAAUACGCAGCUUCCCCAUUUCUUCAGUUCCACCUUUGUGAUGUCCAUGGCCCGGUCGCUGGGAUGGCUUUUUCUUGGUGCUCUUGGUUGUGGGGCUGUAGUAAUGGAAACGUUGCUUCCCCGAGCUGAAGGGCCUGUGGUGAAUGUUGCUUUAGUAUUUGGUGGGUCAUUUCCACAGAUGGAAGUGAUAGGACCACUGAUUCCAGAUGGAUCUUUACGUCUACCUCUUGACAUUCACACAGUCACUAUGCUUGUGAACGAUAGCGGCCCAGGACCACUCUUGCGCCAACUGUGCCUGGCUUUAAAAGAAGCACAUGCGGUGGUGUUUCAGGACAAUAUUGGAACAGAGGCUGUGGCCCAAAUACUAGAUUUUAUUUCUUCUCAGACUCUAGUACCAAUUAUUAGCAUUAGCGGAGGAUCUGCUGUGGUAUUGACUCCAAAGGAGCCGAAAUCUUCCUUCCUGCAGAUGGCAGCCUCAGUGGAGCAGCAGCUCACUGUCAUCUUCAAAGUGUUGGAGGAAUACGAACUUGGUCCAUUCUCUGUGAUUACAAGUCAUUAUCCUGGUCACCGGGUAUUCUUGAAGACAGUCAGAGCUUUGUGUGAAGCUAUUCAACCAGGUUGGGGCCCUCAAGAUGAACUGAUAAUAGAGCCAGGAACUGGUCCAAGGGGGGCCCAGAAAGUACUCCGACAAAUUUCAGCUCCUGUGCUGCUACUAUUUUGCUCCAGAGAGGAGGCUGAGGAGUUGUUCCCAAUUGCUGGUGAAGCUGGACUACUUGGACCAGACCAUAUCUGGAUUGUACCUAGUUUUACAAUUGGUUCUCCAGAGCAGCCUGCUGAAUUCUUCCCUGUUGGACUUGUUAGCGUGAUGACUGAUGGCUGGCGGAGGAGCCUACGACAAAAGGUUCAGGAUGGAAUAGCAGUAAUUGCUGCAGCAGCUAGGAACUAUUUGCAGAAACAUGGUGAGCUGCCCAAUCCUGGAGGAACCUGUUUGACACCAGGACAAAUGCCAGGAAAUGACACUUUGUAUAGGCAUAUGAUGAAUAUAAUGUGGCAGGAGAGGGACCUAUCCUUCAAUACCCAAGGGUUUCUACUAAAUCCAUCCAUGCUGGUCAUUACAUUGACACCACAACGGGUAUGGGAGGAGGUUGGCAGGUGGGAACAUGGUAUAAUACGUAUGAAGUACCCAGUAUGGCCACGAUAUGGCAGUGGUCAACAACUUGUGUCAGAUACUCAUCACCUUACUGUGGCCACCUUAGAAGAGAGACCAUUUGUUAUUGUUGAGAACACAGAUCCAGUCUCUGGAGACUGUGUACGGAACACGGUGCCUUGUCGCAAACAGAGCAACCUGACAUUAAGCAGUUCAGGCGAACCUUACUCCAAGCUAUGCUGUAAAGGCUUCUGUAUUGACAUCCUGAAGAAGUUGGCUCGUACUGUUAAGUUCUCAUAUGAUCUUUACCUAGUGACAAACGGCAAACAUGGGAAACUUGUACGAGGAGUGUGGAAUGGAAUGAUUGGCGAGGUAUAUUAUCAACGUGCUCACAUUGCUAUUGGGUCUCUAACGAUAAAUGAAGAGCGUUCCGAGAUUGUGGAUUUCUCAGUUCCCUUUGUAGAGACUGGAAUCAGUGUCCUAGUGUCACGUAGCAAUGGAACAGUGUCCCCCUCAGCUUUCCUAGAACCAUAUAGCCCAGCGGUCUGGAUGAUGAUGUUUGUCAUGUGCCUAUCUGUUGUAGCAGUGACCGUAUUCAUCUUUGAGUAUUUCAGCCCAAUGGGAUAUAAUCAAGAUCUAAGCAAUGGAAAACGUUUAGGAGGUCCAAGUUUCACCAUCGGUAAAUCCUUAUGGCUGCUAUGGGCAUUGGUGUUUAAUAAUUCAGUUCCUAUACAGAAUCCCCGUGGUACUACCAGUAAGAUCAUGGUGCUAGUCUGGGCCUUCUUUGCAGUAAUAUUCUUGGCUAGCUACACAGCCAAUCUAGCUGCCUUCAUGAUUCAGGAGCAGUAUAUAGACACUGUGUCUGGCUUGAGUGACAGGAAGUUCCAGAAGCCGCAAGAGCAUUACCCGCCUUUUAGAUUUGGAACUGUCCCAAAUGGCAGCACUGAGCGUAACAUCCGCACCAAUUAUCCUGACAUGCACAGUUACAUGGUGAGAUACAACCAGCGAUCAGUGGAAGAUGCUCUUGCCAGCUUGAAGUCUGGAAAGUUGGACGCCUUCAUUUAUGAUGCAGCAGUGCUGAAUUACAUGGCAGGCAAGGAUGAAGGGUGUAAGCUGGUGACAAUUGGAAGUGGGAAGGUCUUUGCUACAACAGGGUAUGGUAUUGCUCUACAGAAGAACUCGCGGUGGAAGCGACCCAUUGACCUGGCAUUACUACAGUUUCUAGGAGAUGGUGACACACAGAGACUGGAGACAGUGUGGUUAUCAGGCAUUUGUCAAAAUGAGAAGAAUGAGGCGGUGAGCAGUAAACUGGACAUCGACAACAUGGCCGGAGUCUUCUAUAUGCUACUGGUGGCUAUGGGGUUGAGUCUUCUGGUCUUCUCUUGGGAACAUCUUGUCUACUGGAGGAUGAGACACUGUUUGCCCAGCUCUUGUGUGGAACAGAGUCUGCUGGGAAUCAGUCGGGGGAUUUACAGUUGUUUUCGUGGUGUCCAAAGUCCAUCCCGUGGAACUGCUUGCCCUAACCCAGAUGUGACAGGGACUCCCGUACCAGCCAAUGUUUUGAGGGUACUCCAAACAGCAAGGGAUCUGGUUUCUUCCUCUGGAGUUGGAGGUUCCCUGGAGACUGCAUCUCAUGCUCUACGUACAUGGAGACAGCGGAGUGCGAGUCUUCAAGUUGCUUUCUCUGUGCAAGGAUCACAGCAGCCAACUCAAACCAUUUCUUCCCCUCAGUGUGGUGUCAUCACCAAACCAGUGGCAACUGUAAACCAUGCUCCAAUUGGACCUCUUCUUUCUCCUGCAUUAAGGUCUUCUCAUGCUUCUGCUUGCUUUUCACCAGAGGAGAUAGAUCCCUCAUCAAUAACACAUACAUUCCUGCGUCAGGAGAAUGUCCCGCAAGUGUCCCUCAUUUCACAGAAUGGAAGCCUACAAGACAAAAAACUAGGCAUUGGCAGCAGCCCUUGUGAUAUUUCCCACCUGACAGUAAGCAAAAGACUGGAGCCGAUGCACAAACCACCGACCACUUCCAAAGUAGGCUCUCCGCACUGCAGAGCUUGGUGCCCAUCCCCUAUUCCAAGGCGAGUAUCAAGAAGACCUUACCUGCUGUGCGAUUCCCUCCAAAGGGAAGACUGGAGGCUACAACAACGUUGUGGUGGACCUUUUUACUGUUCUCUUCCUCAUACCUCUCAUGUGUGCCCUUUCUGCAGCAACAGCAAUAGCUAUCCUAUGAGAAAUAGAGGCGGUAAAUUGUGUAAUCCUGUUCCCUAUAAGUCUUCCCAAAAUGAAGCAUGUUUUCAGGAGACAACCUCCACACAUGUCAUGCCAUCCACCUUAACCAACAGAGACAUGCACACUGUUUUUAGCAUGGCUACUCUAGGAAGGACUGCAUGUUACUCCCACAUGGGAAAUAAUAGGAAUCCUUCCUCUUCAUCUUUAGGAACAUUUCCAGGUGGCAGUGCAGGAACCCACCACCCUACUGAAACAUGGAGGAGAAUUAGCUGGGAGUCAGAAGUGUGACAUUUAUGAAAAUACCUGUGUAUACUAUCACAAUAGGAACUCUGACAGAUUAUAAAGAU